UCGUAUGGUCUGUGGUAUGGUCAUCGAUUGUCGAUUGUCUUAUUGGGCGCAUUCAGUAAACACAUUGGUAUUAUAAUCCGGGGCUGUCCGGGGUAAAUCCGGAAACAAAAUACGGUAAGCUCUCAAGUGAUCGGUGACCACAACCGUCGCAUUUUUGGAUCCAGUCUCAGAGACAUAGAUAUAUUUAGGAUUCACUAUCAAAUAAAAAUAAAACAGUUGUCUUUGGGCUGUGUCUUUGGGUUACAAAGUUCAUAGAGAGACAGAUAGGACAGAUAGGUAUUAAUUAUUUAACUAGAAACUAGAACGUGCUUCUUGAAAUUAAAAAAAAAUGUCGGAUGAAGUAAUUCGUGCCCAAAAUGCACAAGCCGGUGGCGACACUAUUUUUGGAAAAAUGCUGCGUAAUGAAAUCUCCUGUAAGUUUAUAUAUGAAGACAAUCAAUGUGUAGCAUUUGAUGAUAUUAAUCCCCAAGCUCCCGUACAUUUUCUUGUUAUUCCAAGAAAGCCCAUUCCGCAGCUUUCAAAAGCAGAAGACGGUGAUGCCUCAUUGUUGGGACAUUUACUAAUUGUAGCUAAAAAUAUCGCAGCUCAACGGGGUUUGGAUGAUGGAUUUCGAAUUGUAAUUAAUGAUGGACCUAUUGGAGCACAAUCAGUUUACCAUACUCAUGUACAUGUUUUAUCUGGACGACAAAUGCGAUGGCCACCUGGUUAAUAACUGGUUAUUAUCUGUACCAUUUAAAAGUUUCAUUAAAUUUAAUUAGAAAUAUAAUGUAAUCAAAA
Sitophilus oryzae (rice weevil) is the source of this 777-nucleotide messenger RNA. RefSeq names its product histidine triad nucleotide-binding protein 1 (gene HINT1). The transcript has 3 exons. Gene Ontology annotation, biological process: purine ribonucleotide catabolic process. Gene Ontology annotation, molecular function: hydrolase activity. Gene Ontology annotation, cellular component: cytoplasm; nucleus. Lineage: Eukaryota; Metazoa; Arthropoda; Insecta; Coleoptera; Curculionidae. The record is from RefSeq and is a predicted model, not a curated record. The coding region runs from base 329 to 709 and encodes 126 amino acids.